Messenger RNA from Ruditapes philippinarum (Manila clam), 1180 nucleotides. RefSeq names its product complement C1q tumor necrosis factor-related protein 3-like. Gene Ontology annotation, molecular function: protein binding. Lineage: Eukaryota; Metazoa; Mollusca; Bivalvia; Venerida; Veneridae. The transcript has 2 exons. The record is from RefSeq and is a predicted model, not a curated record. Bases 323 to 865 code for a protein of 180 amino acids.
AUAGUAUAUAAAACAAAUACAUUUUUAUUUUUCAAGCACAUGAAAUGCAAUGAAUUUUAAAUAAAACAAAUCAAUUCAAAUCAUUUAUUGAUCACUUUCAAAGCUUUAAUAAUUGAUAUAAAACCUUGCCACAUUGUAAUAGAGACUGGGAAAAUGAUUCUAAAAAUAAAUUCACCUAGCGAACAAGCUGUGUACGUGUGCUACUUCAUACAAUUUUGUAGGUUAUGUGUAUAUGAAAUGUAUGUCAAAUGCAUGAUUUUGUGUAAUCUGGAACUACAUAGGAACCAGAUGGUGUAAGAUAAAGACAUUGUGUCAAUAAACAAUGUCACUUUCAAAUCAUUUAAAGCAGUACAUGUCGGAUUGUGAAAGCGGGGAGAUAACCACAUCAGACGAUGACGAGGAAAUUGUACCCAGGCCUGCCAAGCGAUAUGUCCCUACAACAUAUACACUGCAGUUUUCUGCUCAUCUUUCUAAGUGUGUGUCAAAGGUCAUGUCAUACCGCGCUAUUAUCUUUGACAAAGUUGACUCGAACAUUGACAAAAGCUAUGACAAAAGGACCGGCAGAUUUACAGCCCCUUUCAAGGGCAUAUAUGUGUUCUUUGUGACGACGACAAGUGCUGAAAAACUUAAAACAUCUAUAUGCUUUAUACAAAAAAGUGACCCAGUAAACGAAACCAUGGUUAAAGAAAUGGCACAAACUGUUGGAAGCCUUGAAACAAAGACAGUGGCUGUUGUUAUGAGUCUAGACAAAGAUGGAACAGUUUGGGUGAUGAAUACAACCAAGCCGUCAGAGAUAUGCCAAAUGAAAGAGACAUAUUACAUAUCAUUUUCUGGGGGGUUAGUUGAAAAACAAAGUACUUUGUGAGAUUCAUAAAAAAUAGUUCUUUAGCCAUUGUCUUUGUCUUUGUUUUCUUUUUGUUUGUUUGUUGUUGAUUUUUUUGUAUUUGUUUUUUGUUUGUAUUUGUUUCUUUUUAAUAUCUUUGUUUCUUUCUUUCUUUUAAGAGAAACCUUGGCAAUUUGUGUUUAUGUUAAUAUAUUGUACAGAGAACUUGAGAUUGAGACAUUAGUUUUCGUGCAAUUCAUGUUAGUUAUAUUGCCAUUUUAAUGAUUGAAUUUCAUGUUAUUAUAUAAAUUAUACAUUUGUGUGAUAUAUAUUAUGCAAAUAAAUUAAGAUACAGGC